AUGAAGGAAAAACCGAACUCGACCAGGACAUAUGACGGAGAGGGUUUUCGACGCCGCGCGGCAUGUCUCUGCGUUCGAGAUGCGGGUGAAACAGAGAUUCUUUUGGUAUCUUCCUCGUCGUCGCCGGAUCGAUUCAUCGUGCCGGGUGGAGGUCUGGAACCAGAAGAGGAUGCGCCAGCUGCUGCCACUCGUGAAGUUAUGGAGGAGGCAGGCGUCAGAGGCACAUUGGGGAGAUAUCUCGGCGUUUUCGAGGUAUGUCCGGAUCGACGAAAAAUUUACAUUGUAGUCGCACCAUUUCCCGAAUCGCUAAUGUUCCGUGAGCACUCUCUCGUGAGAUACCGAUUCGGAGGUUCCUGCUCAAAAUAUCUCCUUGAAUUUGCGCAGAAUUUGGAGAGGCGCCAUCGGACACAAGUUUUCGUCUUGCGGGUCGAGGAACUCCUGGAUGAAUGGGACGACUCGAAGAGUAUCGGUCGCAAGCGUAAAUGGUUCACAGUUUCCGAAGCUCUGGAAGAACUCACCGUCUCGAAACCUAUUCAGUGUAACUAUGUGGAACUAUUGCAGAAGAGAGACAAUGAGAAAGGAGACGACGAUUCCGGAGGCGAAGGGAACGCCGCAGUCGAGUGAAAUUAGCUUCGUGUCCGAGGUCAAUUUAUGUGUAUAUUGAGGAUCUCGCGCGCCUCUUAUUCUGCCGUCGACGACGAACGCCAUGCUGACAAAACAACGUAAUUGAAAAUUCUUGUUGGCGUGUGGGUCUUUUCCGUGGAAGGGCCACGCAAAGCUCGGGAGGGGGAGUGCUCAUUGUGGGCUCGGACACGAUCGGGUAGCAGCUUUUCGUUCCUCGAACACCUUGAAAAACUUUUUGUUUGUUGACUCCGGAUCGCAUCCGUUAUUAUGCGAGUCACAAAUGGUUGUUGUCGGUUCCUCGAUAUCCAAGAGAUCUUACCCCCUGUGU
This is a messenger RNA of Galendromus occidentalis (western predatory mite), 952 nucleotides long. RefSeq names its product diphosphoinositol polyphosphate phosphohydrolase 1. The transcript is spliced from 3 exons. The coding region runs from base 1 to 624 and encodes 207 amino acids. Gene Ontology annotation, biological process: diphosphoinositol polyphosphate metabolic process; diadenosine pentaphosphate catabolic process; adenosine 5'-(hexahydrogen pentaphosphate) catabolic process. Lineage: Eukaryota; Metazoa; Arthropoda; Arachnida; Mesostigmata; Phytoseiidae. The record is from RefSeq and is a predicted model, not a curated record. Gene Ontology annotation, cellular component: cytoplasm; nucleus. Gene Ontology annotation, molecular function: endopolyphosphatase activity; bis(5'-adenosyl)-hexaphosphatase activity; diphosphoinositol-polyphosphate diphosphatase activity.